AUGAGACAGUCCAGCUUCAUUGCUCUCCCGCUGCUCAGCGCCUUUGCUGGCGCGGCAUCUAUCCGGCCCGACAUGCGUGUCAGAAAUGCCAGCCAGGUCCUCCAGCCUGGAGAAUUCAUCUACGCCAACAAAGGAAAGAUGGAAAUUGUGAACGAAACACGACUUCGAGAACUGAUGCUGGCCGACGGCAUUUCUCUUGAAAAGCCUGCUCUGGACGAAGAGUGGCUCAACUUCACACCACCCAAUAACACCAACUCGUCAAGCUCGGCAGCUCUCUCUCGUCGCGAUGGAUGUGACUCGUCUUUUAUAACCGACAAGACGGAGACAUUCGCCGACUGGGAUAUUCAGAUGUCUCCUGUCGUACUUGGGGCCUCGACCGGCAUUGAUGUCACGAUCUCGAAUGGAUGGACUGUGAGCAACUCAGUCUCUGUUUCAGCGGGAGUCGAAUACACGGUGAUCAAGGAUGUACUCGGUCUUUCAUUCGGAAUUGAUUAUACUCGAACCUGGACGUCGUCGGCUUCUCAACUGUACAAGGUCAGCGUCCCGGACGGAUCGGCUGGCACAUGGGUCACCCGGCCGUGGACGACCCGUAGAUACGGCCGCACCUUCAGUGGGUGCCCCGGCUCUUUGGUCCAGACUGGCACGUGGACGGCAGAUUCCCGUGAGGAGGGAAGUUACGACAGCACCUCAUGGGUCUCUGGUGUUAUCACCGCGUGUGUUAAGGAGGUGCCGAACAAUGAGCAGCUUACCCGCUGCGUUGGGGAGGGAACAUUUGCUUAG
Molecule: messenger RNA, 780 nt
Organism: Neoarthrinium moseri
Lineage: Eukaryota; Fungi; Ascomycota; Sordariomycetes; Amphisphaeriales; Apiosporaceae
Exons: 2
Coding region: 1-780 (259 amino acids)
Source: RefSeq, a predicted model, not a curated record